This is a messenger RNA of Dryobates pubescens (Downy woodpecker), 1590 nucleotides long. RefSeq names its product solute carrier family 2, facilitated glucose transporter member 11-like. The transcript is spliced from 12 exons. Gene Ontology annotation, molecular function: hexose transmembrane transporter activity. Gene Ontology annotation, biological process: monosaccharide transmembrane transport. The record is from RefSeq and is a predicted model, not a curated record. NCBI's taxonomy places the organism in Eukaryota, Metazoa, Chordata, Aves, Piciformes, Picidae. The coding region runs from base 1 to 1500 and encodes 499 amino acids. Gene Ontology annotation, cellular component: membrane.
AUGGCUGGUUUCCUCUCAGACCUGGUUCAGUACCGGAAGCUGCUGAUGAUGAUCGUGGUGCUAGGCAUCAGUGGAACUCAUCUCAUUGGUUUUCAGAUGUCUGUGAUAAAUUAUGCUUCCCCGCAUAUUCAGAAGUUCAUUAAUGAAACGUGGCUGGAGCGCUACGGCUUGGUGCUGUCCCAGGAGACGCUGACCUUACUGUGGUCCCUCGUCGUGUCUGUGUUUUGUGUAGGAGGCAUGGUGGGCUGUCUGUGUAGUGGGUACCUGACUGCAAAAUAUGGCAAGAAGAAAUGUCUGCUGUUCGAUGAUGUGGUCCUGAUCACAGCCACGCUGCACAUUGGCUUCAGCAGGAGAGCCAGGUCUUUUGAGAUGAUCCUGAUCGGGCGCUUCCUCGAGGGCUUCAGUGCUGGAAUGAAUAUGAAUGCCCACAUGCAGUAUGCUGGAGAGAUCUCACCUAAGAAGCUGCGUGGAUUUGUAAAUGUGACCUCCUCUGUGUUUCUUGCACUAGGAAAAGCUGUAGCAAGAGUUCUUGGGCUACGGGAUCUUUUAGGAAGUGAAGACACGUGGAACCUCCUGUUGUCCUUCCCUGGGGUGAUGGCAUUGAUCCAACUGCUCUUUUUGCCAUUCUUCCCUGAGUCCCCUCCUUAUCUCUUGCUGCAAAAAGGAGACAAGGAUGGUUGCUUGAGAGCCAUGAAGCAGCUCUGGGGAGAAGCGAAUUAUCAUGCAGAGUUUGAUGACUUGAUGAAGGAAAAGGCUACAAAAAAAGGCACUAAAAUCAUGAAUGUCCUCGAGGUGCUGAGGGAACCAUCAGUGUAUCCACAGCUGAUCACUGUGCUUCUCCUUUUGCUGAGCCUGCAGCUCUGUGGCCUGAGUGCAAUCACCUUUUACACCUCAGAAAUCUUUCAGACAGCCAACCUGCAGGAAAGCAUAAUCCCAUAUGUAUCUCUAGGAGUUGCAGUCUCUGAGCUCAUCUCUGUCAUCUUCUGUAGCUCCAUUAUUGACCAUUUUGGACGCCGGAUUCUCCUGUGGGGUGGUUAUUCACUGAUGGCCCUGACCCUGGUGCUGCUUGAAACAAGCCUUCUACUGAGCGAUCGUUUCCUCUGGCUGCCUUACUGCAGUGUUACCCUCAUCUUUUUAUUCAUCAUCGCCUAUGGAAUGGGACCGUCUGGAGCUGUUGCAUCUGUUAUGACCGAAAUCUUCACCCUCACGACAAGGUCCUCUGCUUUUGUCAUUUGUGGAAUCGUCAUCUGGCUGGGCCUUGCUUUCACUGGGAUGAUUUUCCCCUUUGCUGUUAUGCUUCUGGGUCCUUUUUGCUUCCUCAUCUUCAUUGCUGUACUGGUAGUUUCAGCGAUUCUCAUCUAUCUGUUCCUCCCAGAAACAAAAGGAAAAUCAACCUUUGAAAUCACAGAAGAGUUUAAAACCUGCCGGUUUAAGAAGCAACGUCGUCAGGCUGUGGAAGAGAACGCUGCUGAAGAAAAGACUUUCUGCACCAAGCUCUGACAGGCCACCACAGGCAACUUCCACUGCCAGAGAGCCCUGUCUCAAGAUGGAACUGAAAGCUAAAUCUUCACAGGGACUUUCCUCAAUAAA